AAUCAGUCUGAGGCUAACAGCAUUUUUUAGAUCACAGCUGUCAACUAGAUGCCGUUAUGCAUACAACAGAAGGCUGGUUACUCCUUUAAGAAACAGCAAAGCAUCCAUUGGAUGAGUGAGCAUUGAGCUCUGUACCAAUCGUGCUUCAGACUGUACAAAGGGAUCUACUCCCUCCCCCAGCCAGAGGAGGAGUAUGAUGAGAGCUUUAGUGUGAAAUAAAACAUGAACGCUUUAUGAGGCUGAUCACCACAACGAAAAUGGGCUGAGUACACGUUUAUUUUAAAAUGGAAAACAACAUUCGGUUUCAUAAGGAAGUAAGAUGAAGAUUUGUAGAUGGGAAUAACAAACGCGAUACAGAAAUGAGGAGGAACGGAGUGUGGAAAUGGGCAGCGCUUUGGCUGUUCGCUUUCUCUCUAUUGUGGAAUAAAGCUGGAGCUCAGAUUCGCUACACAAUACCCGAGGAGUUAAAGGAAGGAUCUAUCGUUGGGAAUAUCGCAAAGGAUCUUGGUUUGUAUAUCUCAGAUAUCGCCGAGCGUAAGUUAAGAAUAGCAUCUGAGUCGAAUAGGAAGUAUUUUAGUGUGGAUUCAGGGAAGGGUGAUCUGGUAGUUAAUAGUAGAAUAGACAGAGAGACGCUCUGUGGACAAAGCGCCAGUUGUCUAAUGCCACUGCAGAUCGUAAUUGAGAACCCAUUACAGAUGCAUAAAGUUGAAAUAGAAAUACAAGAUAUAAAUGAUAAUGCACCUAACUUCCAUACAAAAGAUGCCACAUUAAAAAUACCUGAAGUGAUUGCUCAAGGCGCACGAUUUACCCUUGAGAGUGCUGAGGACCUCGAUGUUGGAAGCAAUAGCAUAAAGACUUACUCACUUAGCAGUAACAAUUUCUUCCGAAUUAAUGUUAAAACGUUAAAAGAUGGAAGAAUGGUACCUGAACUCGUGGUUGAAAAACCUUUAGACAGAGAGAAACAGUCUAUACACAAGCUAAUAUUAACUGCCUUAGAUGGUGGCAAUCCAGUAAAAUCUGGAACAUCUUUAUUGCUAAUAAUCGUUCAAGAUAUAAAUGACAACGAACCAAAAUUUGAAGUUGCUGUAUAUAAAGCAUCUGUACUAGAAAGAGCCAUCUUUGGAUCAAGUGUGAUCAAAAUAAAAGCCACUGAUUUGGAUGAAGGUCCUAAUGGUGAAAUACAGUAUUCAUUCGGUGCGCAUACGCAAGAUCUUGUAAGAAAUGUUUUUAGUGUGAACGCUGAAACCGGCGAAAUCACAGUUAUUGGAAACCUAGAUUAUGAGAAUAAAAAAACGUAUAUGUUUGAUGUUUGUGCUAAAGACAAAGGGAAUCCAGAGCUCGAAGGACAGUCGUCGGUUCAGAUAGAUAUCAUAGAUGAGAAUGACAAUCCUCCAGAGAUUAUCCUGACAUCUUUAUCGAGUCAUGUGCCUGAAAAUGCAACGGUGGGAACUGUGGUGGCUCUGAUUACCGUCAAAGAUUUGGACUCCAGUAACAAUGGAAAAGUCGAGCUAAUUGUCCCCACGAAUGUUCCUUUCAAAUUGAAAGCCUCUUACGAUAACCAUUAUUCACUGAUAACUGACUCAUUAUUAGACCGUGAAGUUCAUUCUGAAUAUAAUUUUGAAAUACUGGCCGUGGACUCUGGUGUUCCACCUUUAAAAACUACGAAAACGGUAAAUGUAAAAGUGCUUGACGUGAAUGAUAACGCUCCACUUUUCUCACAAUCUUCAUACAUCGUUUACAUAAACGAAAACAAUCUGGCAGGUGUGUCAUUGUUUUCUGUAUCUGCAGUUGAUAUUGACCGAGACAAGAACGCUUUACUCACUUACUCAGUUUUGGAUUUAAGUUCUAAUCAAGUUCCAACAUCAUCUUACUUUUAUAUCAACUCUGAGAACGGAACUAUUUACAGCAUGAGCUCAUUUGAUUAUGAGAAAAUGAAGCUAAUCAGAAUUGUAGUGGAGGCUAAAGAUCAUGGCUCUCCACCUCUGAUCAGCAAUGCAACUGUUCAUGUGUUUAUUCUGGACCAUAAUGAUAACGCACCUGUUGUCAUUUACCCGUCCACGUCCAUGGGGUCUGUUACUCAUCAGAGGAUACCCCGUUCUGCUAAAGCAGAACAUCUCGUUACUAAGGUAACAGCAGUGGACGCUGACUCGGGUCAUAACGCCUGGCUGUUCUACAGGCUCGCGGAGGCCACGGACGCGUCUCUGUUCAGUGUCAAUUUACAUACGGGAGAGGUGAGGAUUAAACGCGCUGUUUCAGAGCACGAUGACUCCUCUCAGAGACUGCUGAUAGAAAUAAAGGAUAAUGGAGAACCGAUCCAGUCCACAACUGUCACAGUGGAUAUACUGAUAGAGGACGGCUUUCAUGAGCCCAUCUCAGACUACAUAGAAAAAACUAUCGAGCCCAACAAGAAAAGUGGCAAAAUUACUUUAUAUCUCAUUAUCGCUUUGGCUUCCGUGUCCUUGUUGUCUUUGAUGACGUUUUUCAUCUUACUAGUGAAAUGUGCUCGAGGCAGUAGAGGCGGCUCAAGCUGCUGUAUCAGGGGGACAAACUCUGAGUACAAGAACUCCAACAGAAACCUGCAGAUCCAGCUCAACACUGACGGGCCCAUUAAGUAUGUGGAGGUUCUGGGAGGAGACAUGAUGUCUCAGAGUCAGUCCUUUGGCUCAUAUCUCUCUCCAAUGUCAGAAUUCAGUGAUCUCACCCUCGUUAAACCCAGCAGCACCACAAACUUUACAGACACGCUAAACGUGCUUGAUGCGUCAUUACCAGACAGCGCGUGGACGUUCGAGAGCCAACAGCAAAAGCCCCCUAAUGCUGACUGGAGAUUUCCCCCAAACCAGAGGCCUGGACCCAGCGGCCAACACAGGUUCCACACCCUGCAGCAGAGAUGGACUCCAUACGAGAAGUCCAGGGCAGGAGCUCAUCCUGAUGAGGCAGGUGCCAGUGCUGGUGUGAUAGCGGGAACAAGACCGUGGCCCAACCCCCCUACCGAGGCGGAACAGUUCCAGGCGAUGAUGGUGGCAGCGAACGUAAGUGAAGCCACUGCAACUCUCGGCCCUCGCUACAAUCCACAGUAUGGCCCGGACUACCGCCAGAACGUCUUCAUCCCGGGUAGUACCGCCACCCUCAUGGCCAACCCUCAGCAACAGGUACCCCAGCAGGCCCUUCCCCCUCCCCAGGCACUUCCUCCUGUUGAAGCCCCCAAGGCAGCUCAGACGCCUGCCAGCAAGAAGAAGCCUACUAAGAAAGACAAGAAGUAAGACGCGUGGAAGCACUAUCAAAGCAGUGGAAAUAUGUCACCAGGAUCUGAGCAUCUCUCCUCAAAAUAACGAGACCACAGGCUUGGUUAAAGAAUCAACAUUCUUUACAUUAAAUUUUCUUAUCUGUGAGGUUUUUAUUUGUUUGUUUUAGAUUUCCCUAUCUUCAUUUAUUGCAUUUUGAAUUGCAUUACAGAAUCUUACUCAAUAACCCCCCAAAAUCAAGCAUUUCCUGUUCUGUCGCUGAAACAAAGAACGACUGAACAAGAAGAGAUGUGUUCAGAUUCCUGAAGCUCUUUUACUGACAGAUAACUCUGUCCUGUAAAUAGCAUUACUGAAACAAGUAGAAAAUAUAAAUUUCUUCUUUUUUUUUUUCAAAUGUCAUGUUUCAGCUUUCUUUUUUUUUCUUUCUUUUUUAAGCAAGUUAGAUGCUUCUUGUGGUUACAAAAUGAAAUGCUUGUAGGCUUUUUUACAAUGUGCCACACAUCUCACCUUGAUUGAAAAAAAAGAGUAUUGAGCUGAACUAUGCAGUGAAAAGUGGAUACUUGAAAAAAGGGCACAUGAAAGUAUAUUUAACUAGUUUGUGGAGUAAAGAGAAUACAUUUGCAUUCGGUGAGACACUGGGCUGUUGUCAUGGUAUUUAAAAAUAGAUUCAGCCUUCUCAUUAACGUCUUAAUGAUUAAGUUAAGCAGAGCCAAAUGUUAGGUUAACAACAUUUGACUAUUCUUUGCUUUUAUUUCCUUUUAGCUUGGUAUAAGAAUCCUUGAAAUGCAAGAAAUGUCAACUGUUUUUGAAGAUCAGAAAAUAUAUCUUAUCCCUUCAAAGAAAGAUUUAAGUCAAAGUGAAUGUGCUAAGAGUUAAUGGAAAACAUGAAGUGAACCACAAAGAAAGAAACAAAUGAUGAACAUGGAAAGACUAAUGAUUAACUUAAGUGUAAUACUGUACUUGAGUGGAUCUUAGAUGGAAGGAUUAUGUCCAUUUUUCUGCACCAACCACUACCACAGUGUAUAUAAAAUGUGUAACCUGUCUGUACAAACAGUAGAGCCACAAGGGCUGGCUGUUACAGGAAUGUUUCAGUAUUUCUUUUUUUUUAAAUGCAACAAAACAAGAGGAUAGAAAAAAGAUCCAGUGUAGUGUUGUAGGAAGAAAAACUUAAAAGAUCAUUGACUAACCAAACUAUACAUACUUCAACUUCUGAAGACACAAUCGUAGCUUAAGGCUUGUGGAGUAUGUGCAUAUUUUUGUGUUUUUCACCCUUUAUUACACUUUCUUUCCUUUUCUCCAAUCACCUAAAACUUUGAAGAUAACAGACAAUACUUACUGUCUUUAGAGUACCACCCCUCUCCACAUCUUACUGUACUUUUCUGUGCUUGUAAUUCCAUUCAGUCUGUAAUGAUACUGGAAUGCCAAUCCUGUCUGACUAUGAAUAUCUAUCUAUCUAUCUAUC
Carassius carassius (crucian carp) is the source of this 4704-nucleotide messenger RNA. RefSeq names its product protocadherin gamma-C5-like. The coding region runs from base 360 to 3260 and encodes 966 amino acids. Gene Ontology annotation, cellular component: plasma membrane. The record is from RefSeq and is a predicted model, not a curated record. Gene Ontology annotation, molecular function: calcium ion binding. The transcript is spliced from 5 exons. NCBI's taxonomy places the organism in Eukaryota, Metazoa, Chordata, Actinopteri, Cypriniformes, Cyprinidae. Gene Ontology annotation, biological process: homophilic cell-cell adhesion.